This is a messenger RNA of Phaeoacremonium minimum UCRPA7, 897 nucleotides long. RefSeq names its product putative checkpoint protein. The transcript is spliced from 3 exons. Gene Ontology annotation, biological process: mitotic spindle assembly checkpoint signaling; meiotic spindle assembly checkpoint signaling; chromosome segregation. Gene Ontology annotation, molecular function: protein serine/threonine kinase activity; protein serine/threonine/tyrosine kinase activity; ATP binding. Gene Ontology annotation, cellular component: nucleus; spindle; kinetochore. The record is from RefSeq and is a predicted model, not a curated record. Bases 1 to 897 code for a protein of 298 amino acids. Lineage: Eukaryota; Fungi; Ascomycota; Sordariomycetes; Togniniales; Togniniaceae.
AUGAGUGUCUUGGAGACGGCGACGGCACCAGCUGGGGCCGCCACGACAGGCCAGGCAAACAAGAAGAAGAGUAUAAUGCUCAAGGUGAACGGGAGGUCUUAUCAACGAGUAGACUGCAUUGGUCGGGGUGGCAGCGCGAAGGUAUACCGAGUCACGGCUGAGAACGGCAAAAUGUUCGCCCUAAAGAGAGUCAACAUCGAAAAUGCCGAUGAAACUACUGUCAAGGGCUACAAAGGAGAGAUCAACCUUCUCCAGAAACUAUCCAACGUCGACCGUGUCAUCCAGUUGUUUGACUACGAACUCAACGAAGAGAAGCAAAUACUAAGCCUGCUCAUGGAGAUGGGAGAGCUGGAUCUUUAUACCCUACUGAGAAUUCGCCAGAACUCAGAAGGCUCUAAACUGGAUCCCGUCUUCAUACGAUAUUACUGGAAGGAAAUGCUCGAGUGUCUUUCAGCAGUGCAUGCACAUGACAUCGUGCAUUCCGAUUUGAAGCCGGCAAAUUUUGUUUUGGUUCAAGGGCGUCUGAAGUUGAUUGACUUUGGCAUCGCAAAUGCGAUACAAACCGACGAGACCGUCAAUGUGCACCGAGAGACGCAGGUCGGCACGCCGAACUACAUGUCUCCAGAGAGCUUGAUGGAUUCUAAUCAGUACUCAUUUACUUCUGCCAAAGGCGGGCGCUUUCCCAUUGCACAUGGUCCUAAAGGGCCCAAGCUUGUGAAGAUGGGCAAACCAAGCGACGUCUGGUCCUUGGGAUGCAUACUAUAUCAGAUGGUGUAUGGGCAGCUGCCAUUCGCACACAUUCAGAACAUGAUGGCACGCUAUCAUGCAAUCAUAAACUGGAAUCAUCCUAUCGACUUCCCCGAGAAGGGAACGGGUGCAUUUGCGGCCCACCUGUGA